AUGGCUCCACCGACGAAAAAUGUUCGCGCCAAAACCACACCAAGACCUUCAACAGUCAAUGUUCCUAGUACAAGUCGAAAAGCUGUUCCGAGCAAAGAUAAAGUGGUCGCUCGUGCAAAAGUCAAUAAAAAUACCACAGUAAUCGGCAGUAGCGACAUAACGAUAUGUAAAUCGGAAGGUUCCAUGCCAGAUUUUGACGCUGAAUAUCGCCAAAUUGCAUACGGGAAAUUUUUGCGUGCCAUGUUGGAAGAUUGUCUUGUUGAAGAGAAAAUUGAAAGAGAAGAAACUCAAAUGGACAUACAAAUGGCACAAUUGGGUAACCGAUUCCAGAAAACUAUGGAUAUAUUAGAUAAAACAAACAGGCGGUUGAAAGAUAUUAGUUUUGUUGUUGAACAAAAAAGAUUAUUAAAUUUGAAAAACCAGGAUUGCUCAACAUUUUAUAACAUGGCAGAUAAUUCUAGCGUUGAAGACAUUCUAAAUAACUUAAAAAUUACCGAAGAAAGCUGUCUAGAUAAAUUGGAAACCAAAAAUGUAGAUUUUGGGUAUAAUAAUGAAUCUGGUCAUAGACAAUUGUUAGACGCAGUCAAUGAAGCCAUUGAAGGAUUGGAACAGAUUAAAAAACACUCAAAUUUAGAUAUAGAUAAAUUUAAAGAAUAUGAAAAAUCUCAUGUUAACUUAAAUGAUAUUGAAAAAGACAGAUUUGAUUUAGAAAGCUUAAAGUCUGAAUUGGAAAUGAAGUUUCCGAAAUUCAGUGAAAAGUUAUUGAAAGAGGUGUCCGAGAAAAUUGCCUCUGUCAUGGAUAAUGAUGAUGAA
Molecule: messenger RNA, 813 nt
Organism: Brenthis ino (lesser marbled fritillary)
Lineage: Eukaryota; Metazoa; Arthropoda; Insecta; Lepidoptera; Nymphalidae
Source: the annotation of a GenBank genome assembly